AUGAUUUCUUGGUCGCGUCCCCUGCUUUUCUCUCUGCUGUUUUGCUUUGGCGAGCUGAUCUUCGCCCAGAUAAAAUACUCGACACCGGAGGAGGUCAAAGUGGGAGCUGUUGUUGGAAACGUGGCCAAAGAUUUGGGCCUGGACGUCAGCACCUUGAUUAACAGACGAUUCCGUAUCGUGUCUGGAGCUCAGGACGCGCUGUUUGAGGUAAACCCGAACAAUGGGGUUCUGUAUGUUCACAAGAAUCUCGACCGAGAACAGCUGUGCGAUAGAAACGCUGCCUGUUCGAUAGAUGUGAAAAUCGUUAUUGAAAAUCCGCUGGAAAUUCAUUAUGUCACAGUGGAAAUAACGGAUGCAAACGACCAUGCGCCGAGUUUUACCGAGAAAGAAAAGGUAAUUGAAAUAGCAGAGACGACGUUAACAGGGGCCCGGUUUCAGUUACCGGGCGCACGUGAUCCUGAUGUGGGAAUUAAUUCUGUGCAGCGUUAUAAACUCAGUCAGAACGAUGAUUUUCAUCUGGAAAUUCGAGAUAGGGGAGAAAAUAAAAUCCCAUUCUUAGUGUUACAGAGAAACUUGGACAGAGAGCAGAAAACAAACCACAGCUUGGUUUUAACCGCUAUAGAUGGAGGGACACCAGCAAAAUCUGCAUUUCUUAAUCUCACCAUAAAGGUUCUUGACAUAAAUGAUAAUAGGCCAAUUUUUUCGAAAGAGGUUUACUCUGUGAUGUUACAGGAAAAUGUUGCUUUGGGUACAGUUGUAAUAAAAGUACAAGCGACUGAUCUAGAUGAAGGAACUAAUGGGUAUGUGGAAUAUGCCUUCGGUGGUGAUAUUAAUUCUAAGGUGUUGGAGCUGUUUAGCCUCGAUAGAAACACAGGUGAAAUACGAGUUAAAGGAAACAUCAACUUUGAGACAGCUGAUGUUUUCAAGUUAGACGUCCAAGCCUCUGAUAAAGGUCAGCCACCGAUGACAACAGACUGUAAUGUUCUAAUAAAGAUUCAAGAUGUGAAUGACAAUAAACCAGGGAUAGAGGUGACGUCAAUAUCCAACAUGGUCCCAGAAGAUUCAAAACAUGGGACCGUGAUUUCCCUCAUCAGUGUCACAGACCUUGAUUCUGGCCUGAAUGGAAAAGUCAUAUGCAGUCUGACAGGGAAUGUGCCAUUUGAAUUAAAACCAUCUUUUAAAGAAAACAUGUAUUCAUUAGUGACAAAAGAAAUGCUAGACAGAGAAACUGUGUCACAUUAUGACAUAACAAUAACAGCUACUGACUGUGGAGAACCUCCGCUUUCCACGUUCAAAACUUUGAAUAUUGAAGUUUCAGAUGUCAAUGAUAACGCUCCACAGUUCCCACACAGUCCCCAGGCGUUAUAUCUGAUGGAAAACAAUGCACCUGGCGCAUUGAUAUUUUCUGUGAGUGCAUUUGAUAAAGACUUAAACGACAAUGCAGCAGUGUCCUAUCAAAUUGGAAGGGGGGGUGUCCAUAAUGAUAUGGCCUCUUUUCUGAAUAUAAAUUCCGAUAAUGGACAAAUUUCCGCACUGAAAAGUUUCGACUUUGAAACUGUGAAAACUUUCAAGUUCCACGUUGUUGCAUCAGAUUUUGGAACUCCAUCACUGAGCAGCAACGUCACAGUGAACGUGUUCAUUCUGGAUCAGAACGACAACGCUCCAGUCAUCCUGUAUCCAGUCAGCUCCAACGGUUCUCAUCCAGUACAGAUCUGGAGACAAACGCUACAUGUUAGUUGGACCCAGGAUGAGUAUAGGAUCUACUAUAGUCCCAGGAAGCCAUGCCAAUACACUAGUGCUGCCUGA
Messenger RNA from Paralichthys olivaceus (Japanese flounder), 1806 nucleotides. Lineage: Eukaryota; Metazoa; Chordata; Actinopteri; Pleuronectiformes; Paralichthyidae. The record is from RefSeq and is a predicted model, not a curated record.